This is a messenger RNA of Exophiala aquamarina CBS 119918, 3543 nucleotides long. RefSeq names its product replication fork protection complex subunit Tof1/Swi1. The transcript is spliced from 2 exons. Gene Ontology annotation, cellular component: replication fork protection complex. The record is from RefSeq and is a predicted model, not a curated record. Bases 1 to 3543 code for a protein of 1180 amino acids. Lineage: Eukaryota; Fungi; Ascomycota; Eurotiomycetes; Chaetothyriales; Herpotrichiellaceae. Gene Ontology annotation, molecular function: DNA binding. Gene Ontology annotation, biological process: replication fork arrest; DNA replication checkpoint signaling; DNA repair.
AUGGAAGGCGAUAACCCUUUCGAGAAGGCUCAGACCGUUCAUCCAGAAGUCAGAGCAUAUGUCUACAGUCUCGUCAAUGCACUCGGUGGCACCACCACCGACGACGAUGGACGCUAUAUUCUGGGUGACGAUGCGCUGGCUUGUCUACGCGAUCUAAAGAGGUGGCUAAAAUUAUACGAUGAGAAGAACAACCGGCUCGAUGUCGCGAGGUGUUUGGCCGAGGCAAAGCUCGUAGGAGGAGAUCUGGUUCCAAUUCUCGCUUCCUGGCCCGAAGAUGGGAAAGAGAACAAGGUCAAAGCAAGAGUUGCCCUCGCAUGUCUGGAAGUUCUUGUGCCAUUGACAUGGCCUUUGGAGACAGGAGGGGAAAUGACUUUCAAUCACCACCGACACAUUCCCUAUCUUCAGCAAGCACAGGUGAUCUACAAGGCCGCUGUUCUGGGAUGCGAUACUAGCAGUAUCUUGCGUCAAGUGGUGCGAAUUGGUCUCCCUUCAGUUGCAGCUGCAAAGGAAGCGAGAACAAGCCGAGAGGAUAGCAUUCUCAAACUCAUGCUUUACUUCUUCCGAAAUAUUGCUGUUAUACAGCAAGUGCCUAACCUUCCAAGCCAGGGCCUGGACUCGGAGGUUUCGAGAUCAGCUACUAUAGAAGCUUUUAGAGACCAAGAUGUCUUUGCCCUGCUUCUUACAAUCUGCUCGAACAUGGGUGAGGAUUUCAAUCUGCAGGAUGUGAUUGUGUUGGAUAUCAUUUUCAAUCUCAUCAAAGGAGUUGAUCCGAAGAAGUUAUGGAUGACUGAGGAAGAGAGAAAGGGCCAAGGUAUCUCAGACUUGAGCGCCGCACUUGCCCUCGAAGCUCUAGAGGCCAACGAGGCCAAGAAGAAUCAAUCGACUCGACAUGGACGCUUUGGCACUAUGCUCUGGGUCAAGCGAGAGGGUCAGAACAUGGUCGCGGUCUCAGGACAGGACAACCUCCAAAAUGAUGACAUGGCAUUUUUCAACAUGGACAAAUCCAAGAAAUGGAACAAACCUCAGCAAAAGCGAAGAGAUCUUGACCACACUAUUCACGACUUCGAUCACACCACCCGCCUCACCACUUCAGCCACUGGGAAGCUGAGGAAUUUCGUUGAAGAGUUUCUGGAUUCUGGGUUCAAUCCAUUUUUCACCCAUCUACGCAAGGCCAUCGAACGCGAAGCCGAACGUCUACUUGAUGUCAAUUAUCGACAAUUCUUUUACGCCGUGGCUUGGUUUCUUGAAGCCGAGCGAAUACGAAGGGAAACGCAAAAGAAAGAAGUCAAACCGAACAAGGUUCGGUCCGAUUUCGAAGAUGAAAGUUACUCGCUUGUGGCCGCGGUAUUAAACCAAGAAACAUUUAUCAUGCUCAAUCGAUUUAUGCAGGUUUCAGUGGACAAUAAAGAGUGGCAGGACCUCAAUGCGUCAAUGCGAUGCUUCACUCAGGUCCUUCUUACCGUCCAAGAAAUGACCCAAAGUUCCCUCGAGGAUGAUCAAGAAAUUGCAGACAACAUCCAGAAUCGCAUAUUCUAUGAGGAGACGACGCAUGACAGGAUAACGAAUAUUCUGAAGGCCUACAAGGACCAAGGCUUUGGUUAUCUGGAUGCUUGUACCGAGCUGUCACACGUCUUCUUGCGCAUGUUGGAGCGUUAUUCAAAAGAGAAUGUGGAUUUACAAAUACGAUCUCGGAGGAAGGCAAAGAGGAAACGUAAGGAGGCAGCGAAACAGGCCGCGAUCAAUGGAGAACAGCCUGCCGAGAACGAAGCUGAAGACUCUGAGAACGAGGACAUCGCCGAUGUUGUGCAGGUUUCCAAAGAACGGAAGUUCGACUUCAAUCGUUUCGCUGCGAAAUUUUCAACCCAGGCCUCUGUGAACACUUAUGUAUCGCUACUCAAAUUCUACCGAGAUCUUUCCUCCGAACAGCUCAAGCGGGCACAUCGAUUCUUCUAUCGACUUGCUUUCAAACAAGAUCUUGCGGUGCUGUUAUAUCGAGUUGACAUCGUGGCACUUUUAUACAAGUUGAUUAACGGCCCCGAAGGCCUGGACACCAAGAAUCCGAUGUAUAAAGAAUGGUCAGAGUUUACCCGCCAAGUUUUCAAGAAGAUGUUCCGGAAAAUUGAGCAGAGGCCUGAGUUGAUCGUUGAGCUCUUGUUUAGCAAGAUCAACUCUACCUUGUACUACCUAGAAUUCGGUCACGAGAAACAAACUGUUGCUGCAAGUCGCGCUCCCACAGAGUUGGAAAUUCGUCCGGCCCCAGGGAGAGACACCAAGGAGCAAAUUGGCAUUGUUGUUACCAUACUAUUGAAGGACGAGAAGGCCAACCUCGUACGUUGGGUCAAGGAAAUACUCAGUAAAGGAUUCGAUGAGCGACAUGGUUGGGAAGCCGAAGCCGAAUCGCGGAGACUUGCUGCGAUUGAGACUGCCCAAAAGAACGGUCAUUCAGUUCCCUCAGAAAUUGAUGUUGGCCAACCCAAUUAUAUUACAGUAUGGCCGACCUCGGAUGACAUCCGGACUGCAAUGUUCAAGAAUGCUCGGCUCAAGCUGCUAAUGCGUUUGGUUGGGUUUGAACUGCUUGGAGAAGAGGAUGCUCUCGGAGUGCCAUGGAUCAUACCAGGAAGCUUGUCAGCAGCAACUCUUAACACUUCCAAAGAAGCUAUCGAGCAAUACGAACAAACGCCGUGGCAGAGCGAUGUUCAAGAUGAGGAUGCAGAGGAUCUAGUUCGUCGCAGCAGGAAGCAGGCCAAGGACCCACUCGACAACGAGGCAACACACCAGGAUGGAUCCCUGGAUGAUUCGGAAGGCGAGGAGGAGUUCAUGUUCCCUGACAAUCCAAGAAAGAAAAGGUCGAAGGAUGUGCUUGAUGAUUUGAAAGUUAAGCGGCGCAAGAGAAAGCGUACGACAGGAGAUGAUGACGAAGAGGAGGUGGAUGAAGAAUUGGCUGCUCGGAGAAGAGCCGCCAGGGAGGCUGCUCUGCGAGAUCGAAGACGCAAGAUCAAGAGCGAGGCUUACAUACGAGACAGCGACGAUGAAUCCGAUGAUGAGAGAGACCGCCUCUUCUUCCAGAAGGAGGAGGAAGUCCGACAAAAGCAACAGGACACCAUACGCAAACAGAUAGCUCUAGGUCUCAGUGAGUCAACGACGGGGGACACUGGCAGAGGGAAGAAAAAGCAAAAGCAAUUACCACCACCAACUCAAGAAAAUGAUCUAGACGAUGAUGAUCUUCUCAUGCUUUAUAUUGACGACUAUCCAAACGAAACCGCUUCAUCACAGCCACAAAGAAUGUCAGCCUCGGACAAGGACUCUGAGGAAGACGAGAGCACGCCCUUGUCUUCGCAGAGCUCGGGCAUGAGGAAGGUGGUGCAAAGGGCGGAUGAAACGCUCAGAGCAACUCCCCGGACCAAGAACGGAGCAACCGUAUCGUUGGAGGGACCGCAGGAUGAUCAAACAGACCAGAACGAUCUUGACAAGAACGUGUCCCCAAUCGUACCGCGGCGGCAGAUGAGGGCUGGAUUUAUUGUCGAUAGUGACGAUGACGACUAA